AUGAGGCGGCACCCAUCAGUGGCGUCCGUGACGCAGGCGCGCGUGCUGCGCCCCGCCACCACCGACUCGUACAAGUUCCUCGGCCUGCCCUCCUCAUUGUGGGCUGCUGCUGGCGGGCCCAGCAGCGCGGGGGAUGGGACUGUGAUCGGCAUCGUGGACACUGGCAUAUGGCCCGAACAUGCCUCGUUCGACGACACGGGCUACAGCAGCACGCUCCCGUCUGGAUGGUCAGGCACGUGUCCCACUACAAGCGACUUCGCUUGUAACAACAAGAUCAUCGGAGGGGGUGUGUUUCACGCGGGGUUUGAGAGUGUCGGCACCACCAUCGACCUCUCGGGUGACUGGAUGUCGCCUCGUGAUUCUGCCGGGCACGGCACGUGGUGUGCGGGGGCAGCCGCAGGCAACAACAACGUGCCAAUCCCCAACAUGGGAACAGCCAGUGGCAUGGCGCCAAGGGCGCGCCUGGCCAUGUACAAGAUCUUCUGGAAGUCAAACGGGAAUAUGUACGCCACGAGCCCAGACAUCUUCUCAGCCGUUGAUCAGGCCGUGGCCGACGGUGUGGAUGUGCUGAGCCUGUCGCUGGGCGGAGCCAGUCCCACCGACACCUACUUUGACGACGUGCCCUUCAUCAGCGUCCACGCCGCGGGGGUGUUUGUGGCCUUUGCAGCCGGCAACGACGGUCGCCCAUCAGCCUUCGCAGCCACGGGCUAUCGCACGCUCUGCAACUUCUCGCCCUACUACAUGACCGUUGGGGCCAGCUCCAUCUCCCGCAACGGUGCAUCCAUCUCCUCCACAACAGCAACAGCAACAGCAACGUCCCUCGAAGCUCCCCCAAACACCACAACCCCCACAGCCCUCGCAACAUCCACGACAGUGUCAACCCUCAGUGGAGCGCGCAUCCCAGCCAGCAUCUCCCCAGCAGCCACCGCCGCCCCGGUGGUCGCCUACUUCUCCUCCACCGGUCCACUUGCCAAGCCAUCAGCAGCCACCCCUGCCGCCUACCCCUCCAACACCAUCCUCAAGCCCGACCUCAUUGCCCCGGGGGUUGAGCUCUACGCUGCUUUUCCCGGCAGGACUGUCGGCUCUAAGGGAGGGUUCCAAGCGCUGUCAGGGACUUCCAUGGCUACUCCACAUAUUGCCGGCAUUGCUGCGCUUAUAAUCCAGCAGCAUCCUGAUUGGACGCCCUCGCAGAUCAUGUCUGCUAUGAUGACUACAGCGCGGACUACUAAUACCGGUAAUGGGGCGAUUAAAAACGAGUAUGGGGCCGCGGCGUCGCCGUGGGAGAUGGGAGCGGGGCAUGUGGUGCCUGCUAGGGUGGUUGACCCUGGGUUAACCUAUGAUGCCGGGGAGCAGGACUUCAGAAACUUUCUCGCCGGACAGAACUAUAACCGGGCGAAGGGUGAGUUCGGCACGGCCUCCCUCAGAGCUGUUUCCGCGAAGAAUCUGAACCGGCCAGCUAUCUCGCUGGCCAAGGUGCACAACAAAGCUUCAGUAACCCGGACUGUUACAAAUGUUGCGGAUACCACGUCGACGUAUAGAUCUUUCAAGUUUGGCAGCCUCACGUGGGUGGAUGGCAAGGGGCACUCCGUGCGGUCAGUGCUGGCCGUGCAGCCGAGUAGCGCAUGCUGCUUCCCCCCCGACGUCUCGUCGCUCUACAUCGUCCGCCUACGUUCCGCGCCGCCCGUCGCCUCGUACCGCGGCGGAUUUCCCGGGUUCCCGGCAACGGCCGUUUGGGACAGCGAUCCUAACGGCAGCGCGACAGACGCGGCCGCGUCAGACGCCGCCGCCAACGGUUCGGUUGCUGUUGGCACCGCUUCUGUUUCCUCCUCCUCCUCCUCCGCCGCCGCUGGUGCGGCUACCACCAGCGGUUUAGGAUGGCUUGGCCGUCGACCGCGGCGGGCGCGGGUGAACGUGAGGGCGCCGGGCGUGAGGGCGUUCAAGCAGCUGCUGCAGCGCAUGCAGCAGGCCGUGCUGAGAGACAGCGGGGUGGACGCGGGGAAGAUGCUCUAUAGCGCCUCAAAAGUCGUCUCUUAUCCCGCAAUUCCCUGCGAUCGGCUUCCCUGCGACCCUCACCCCCUUCGUCUUUUCCGGUCCCUCGUCUUCUCCCUUACGCCCUCCCGCGUUCCCUUCUUCAGCUAUAAGCACGCGUCGAACGGCUUCUCAGCGACGCUCACGGCAGCGCAGGUGCGGCGCAUGAGGCGGCACCCCUCUGUGGCGUCCGUGACGCAGGCGCGCGUGCUGCGCCCCGCCACCACCGACUCGUACAAGUUCCUCGGCCUGCCCUCCUCGCUCUGGGCUGCUGCUGGCGGGCCCAGCAGCGCCGGGGACGGCACGGUGAUUGGCAUUGUGGACACUGGCAUAUGGCCCGAACAUGGUUCCUUUGAUGACACGGUAGGUUACUAUGUCGCAAUGCCUCGCCUUGACACCGGCAUAUGGCCUGAGCACGGUUCCUUUGAUGAUAUGCACCCCACUGACCCACCGCUACCCAUCCUCCCCUCCGCCGCUCCACCCCCCUCCACCAAUCCUCCCCCCCACCAGGGCUACAGCAGCACGCUCCCUGCCGGGUGGUCAGGCACGUGUCCCACUACAAGCGACUUCGCUUGUAACAAGAAAAUCAUUGGAGGGGGCGUGUUUCAUAAGGCGUUUGAGAGCGGCAACACCACCAUCGACCUCACAAGUGACUGGCACUCGGCGCGUGAUUCUUCUGGGCACGGCACGUGGUGUGCGGGGGCGGCAGCAGGCAACAGUGUGCCGAUUUCCAACAUGGGAACAGCCAAUGGCAUGGCACCAGGGGCGCGCCUGGCAAUGUACAAGGUGUUCUGGCAGGCGAAUGGUUACGUGUACGCCACGAGCCCAGACAUCUUCUCAGCCGUUGAUCAGGCCGUGGCCGACGGUGUGGAUGUGCUGAGCCUGUCGCUGGGCGGAGCCAGUCCCACCGACACCUACUUUGACGACGUGCCCUUCAUCAGCGUGCACGCCGCGGGGGUGUUUGUGGCCUUUGCAGCCGGCAACGAUGGCCGGCCAAACUCUGCAGCAGCCACGGGCUAUCGCACGCUCUGCAACUUCUCGCCCUACUACAUGACUGUGGGCGCUAGCACCAUCUCUCGCGACGGUGCAUCCAUCUCCCCCACAACAGCAGCAGCAGGAAAAACAACAGCAGCAGCAACAGCAGCAAUUUCACCCCUUGAAACCCCUUCCAACACCACAGCCACCACUGUAUCAACCCUCACUGGAGUGCGCAUCCCAGCCAGCAUCUCCCCCGCAGCCACCACCGCCGCCGCCCCUGUAAUAGCCUACUUUUCCGCCACUGGUCCACUCGCCAAGCCCUCAGCAGCAGUCACGCCUUCAGCCUACCCCUCCAACAUCAUCCUCAAGCCCGACAUCAUCGCUCCAGGGGUUGAAAUCUUCUCUGCUGCUCCAGACCACACGGUUGGCUCUGGGGGGUGGUUUGUCGCGCUUUCAGGGACUUCCAUGGCUACUCCACACAUCGCCGGCAUUGCUGCUCUGAUCAUCCAGCGGCGCCCUGAUUGGACGCCCUCGCAAAUAAUGUCUGCAAUGAUGACUACAGCACGCACCACUAAUACCAAUAACGGGGCGAUUCAAAACGAGUACGGGAGUGCUGCGUCGCCGUGGGAGAUGGGAGCAGGGCAUGUGGUGCCUGCUAGGGUGGUUGACCCUGGGUUAACCUAUGAUGCCGGGGAGCAGGACUUUAGAAACUUUCUCGCCGGGCAGAACUACAACUGGGCGAAGGGCGAGUUCGGCACAGCUUCUCUUAAAGCCGUAGCAGCGAGGAAUCUGAAUCGGCCAUCUAUCUCGCUGCCUCAGAUUGAGACGCUUCACGUUCCAGAAGACUCCUCCUCCGCGUCUGGUGCUGAGCCUCACGAAGCCGCGAGCAGCCAAACAAAUGAAGCCUUGCGGGACGAAGCAGACGGCUCUGAAACGCAACGGUCAUCUGAGGGUCAUGGUCAACAAGCCGCAGCAGCUUUCGGGGCGCGCCACGGCGAUGCGGAAGGCGAUGACCUCGCGGAGGAUUUUGAUUAUUUAGAUCUGGAGGAUCUCGAGCAGACGUGGCCGGAGCGGAGGGAGAGCAUUCUCGGCACGCGAUGCGGGUCGCCCAAAGGCGCCACGGAGGUCGGAAUAAUGCGGUCCGAUGCGAUUAGGUUCGGCGGCCCUCGCGAGUCGCUGAAAUCAUGGACACCGCAACCGCGCGCGUGA
Molecule: messenger RNA, 4215 nt
Organism: Closterium sp. Yama58-4
Lineage: Eukaryota; Viridiplantae; Streptophyta; Zygnematophyceae; Desmidiales; Closteriaceae
Source: the annotation of a GenBank genome assembly